This is a messenger RNA of Spirodela intermedia, 3912 nucleotides long. NCBI's taxonomy places the organism in Eukaryota, Viridiplantae, Streptophyta, Magnoliopsida, Alismatales, Araceae. The record is from the annotation of a GenBank genome assembly.
AUGGACCCCUACAGGGUGAUCUUUCUCUCCCUCUUUCGUUCCUGGUGAUAUAUGUUGCUCAUGUUGUGUUUUGCUUUUGGUGGAAUUCUAGGUCGAGCGUUUUGUUUUUAUCUUCUGCAAGUUAUCUAUCGAUCUCUUCCGGGGAGGGAUGAUUAUCGGAUCAGUCUCUUCGCCGCAUCGAUUAGGCCCUGUCUCUUUCUGGUCCCGAUCUCCAGGGGAUAAUUAAUCCCGCCAAAAUAGUGUUUAUUUCCGAUCAGAUAUUCGUCGUUGUUAAAGAUGUUUUUACUUCGUCCGUCGUCUAAUUCGAGUAUUGCUCAACAUUGUUUCGUCUCCCCGAUCGCGAUGCUUCUAUUCGUUCUACGGGUGGUUCGUGUUACUGCUAGUUAUUUUUCUCACCAUUAUUUGUUAACAUUGGUUUGAUGCAGCACCGUCCUUCGAGCGCUAACAACUCUCCCUUCUGGACGACCAAUUCCGGGGCGCCAGUUUGGAACAACGACUCCUCUCUCACUGUCGGCCCUAGGGGUGCUGUCUCAUCUCUUACUGCUCUGUGGUCCUCGUCAAUCUUUUUCUCUAUUUCCCUUUAAAUCUACUCCAUGGCGUCCAACUCGUGCAUGGCCCCGAGUGUUCCGAGUUGAUAGGUUUUGUCUCCCGCUCAUCAGCGCCCUUUCUCAUUCAGUUGGCUCCAGCCUUUUUUUCCGUCUUCUUUUGGAAUAAAUUUGCGUAUGUUGCUUGAUCUGUACUGCAAAUCAACUGUUAUUUGGCCAUUCCUUUUGAUUAUGUGUCCUUAUUGAUAUACAUUCUAACGGUAAAAUAUGCUAUGUAUAAAAAGAAAUAAUUCUCCUUAAGGAAAUUAAUGCUUAGGAAUGUAGCUUGAAAAAAUAUUCCUGGCUUAUGGGAUACCUUCUAGGCCUCUCUGUUAUCUGUCUAUCUGAUUCAAUAAUCCCCGUUAAUUUGUUAUUUUAUUUUUUAAGGAAUUUUUGACAAUGUGACUUUUCAAUCGGAUAUGAGAGAAUAGGAUAUCUCAGUCUGGAACUAUUGACUGGUUUCCUGAUGUAGAUCUAACACCCUCUAUUCGGUUUCCUUGGGUUCUUUCGCUACCAUCCUUUACCUUGAUUGGAAAUCAACGUCAGAAGAGUUUCAUUUGCCAUCUGCUAGCUCCUUAAAGAAGCAAAAAAGACAAUUUUUCACUGCAUUUGACGAGAAAACUGUUAUUCUAGUCCAUUUUUUUUGUGUUUCUUUUGGCGUCUCUCUAAAAUUUUAAAAUCGGUUCCGUAUUUUAUUUUUUAUUGCGAGGAAAACUUCGUAUACAUCUCUUUUGUGACUUCUGGAAAAUAUGAUCCUUAGUUGUUUGAAAAUGAUUUUACUCUGCAGUCAAUUCUGAAAAUUUUGGGCCAUAAUAAUCUGCAUAAAUGUAUGCUUUCUUAUGAAAUUUAGUCAUGUUAUUGAAUGACCACUUUGGUAAUUAUGACAUUUUUGUUUCGUUUUAUUAUGACACUUGUUCAGGAAGUUGAUACUUUCGUCAUCUUGAUUACAUGCAAUAAAUUUGUUUUCCCUGCGUAGAAAUGUUCAGAAGGGUAAUUAUUCAGUCCUUUUUUUGAUGGGCAGGGCCAAUACUACUCGAGGAUUACCAUCUCAUUGAGAAGCUUGCGCAGUUUGAUAGGGAACGCAUCCCUGAGCGUGUUGUCCAUGCUAGGGGGGCGAGUGCCAAGGGCUUCUUCGAGGUCACUCAUGAUAUUUCUCAUCUCACCUGUGCUGACUUUUUGCGAGCACCGGGAGUCCAGACUCCUGUGAUUGUCCGUUUCUCAACUGUUAUUCAUGAGAGGGGUAGCCCCGAGACUCUGAGGGAUCCCAGGGGUUUUGCUGUCAAGUUCUACACUAGAGAGGUAUUCAGCACCUUCUUCACCACCUUAAUAUGAGAUGUCUAAUUACAAAAGCAGUAACUGAUAGAAUCGAUGAAGCUGGUACUCGUCUUAGGUAAUAUCCAUGGAAUCAGCUCCCUCUUUGACCUUCCUGUCGCUACUCAUGUCAUCUUGAAUGCUAAGAUUGUUGGUCAUGUUUGUCUAAUGAGGCACCUCUGUCACGCCUAGCUGGAUUAUUAGAAACCUAGCAUUCCAGGUUCAUAAUGUUGUUUUUUUAUUAUUAUUAUUGCAGAAUCAUGCUAAGGAUAUUUAGAUUGAAAUCAGUUUCUGGCUAGGAUGUAGUACGAAAAACCUUCAGCUUAAAAGAAACAAUCAUGGAAGAGAAAAAGAUCUUCAUUUGGACUAUUUUUAAAAAUUAUACUAUAUAUAGCACUAAAAUCCAAAUUUCCAUCUCGUAAUGCAUGCUCUUACAUAGCAGAAAGUAGGGCAGGUUGACUGUUUCUAACGCAUGCUUCGAGCUGGCAGACCGCUUUAAUGGUGCCUUCUCUUGCUCUCAGGGCAAUUUUGAUCUGGUGGGGAAUAACUUCCCGGUGUUCUUCAUUCGGGAUGGGAUGAAGUUCCCUGACAUGGUCCACGCCCUCAAGCCCAACCCCAAGUCGCACAUCCAAGAGAACUGGAGGAUCCUCGACUUCUUCUCCCACCACCCGGAGAGCCUGCACAUGUUUACCUUCCUCUUUGACGACCUUGGCAUCCCCGCUGACUACAGGCACAUGGAGGGCUCUGGGGUCAACACCUACACUCUAAUCAGCAAAGAAGGGAAAGCCCUCUAUGUCAAAUUCCACUGGAAGCCCACCUGCGGCGUGAAGUGCCUGCUGGACGAUGAGGCGGUCACGGUCGGCGGCAGCAACCACAGUCACGCCACCAAGGACCUCUACGACUCCAUCGCCGCUGGCAACUACCCUGAAUGGAAGCUCUACAUCCAGACAAUAGACCCUGAUCACGAGGACCGGUUUGACUUUGACCCACUCGAUGUCACCAAGACCUGGCCCGAGGACAUCCUUCCGCUGCAGCCAGUCGGCCGCCUGGUGCUUAACAAGAACAUCGACAACUUCUUUUCUGAGAACGAGCAGCUAGCCUUCUGCCCGGCCAUCGUCGUGCCGGGGAUCCACUACUCGGACGACAAGCUGCUCCAGACCAGGGUCUUCUCCUACGCCGACACCCAGCGGCACCGCCUGGGGCCGAACUACUUGAUGCUCCCGGCGAACGCCCCCAAGUGCGCCCACCACAACAACCACCACGAAGGGUUGAUGAAUUUCAUGCACAGAGAAGAGGAGGUAUUAUUCACAUUAUAUCCAUAUAUUAAGUCGAUAAUAUAUUAUUCACUGGUGAUUAUUUUUCUGACCAUGCUGCACUGCUCAGGUGAAUUACUUCCCUUCGAGGUAUGACCCGGUGCGUCACGCCGAGCAGUUCCCCAUUCCGCCCCGCGUUCUCACGGGGAGACGCGAGAAGGUGGGUUUUCAGCAGUAAAUCGGCUUCGAGACAACGUUAACAGUCAUCUCAUUGGAUUAAGCCGUUAUCUAUGUUUCUCUGGAGUGCAGUGUGUCAUCGUUAAGGAGAACAACUUCAAGCAGCCUGGAGAGAGAUACAGAUCCUUCGCUCCCGACAGGUUCCCUCUCUCUCUCUCUCUCUCUCUCUCUCUCUCUCGUGCGCGGUUUUCUCCAUCAUCUUGAGAUGUUUUUUUUCCUAUUUGAUAUGGUUUCAGGCAGGAGCGUUUCAUCCGGCGGUGGGUGGACGCGCUGUCGGAGGCGAGGGUCACGAACGAGAUCCGCAGCAUCUGGGUCUCCUACUGGUCGCAGGUAAGUCACUCCCCGCUCCGGCAUCUUCGCCGCCGGAACUGGUUCCAUUCCUCGUUUUCUCUAUGAAUCUGCUUAAACUUUGGGUAUCGGUGAGGUUCGUCUGCUCAUCGUGUAUUCGUUUGCUUUGCGAGCUGCAGUGCGACAAGUCGCUGGGGCAGACGUUAGCGACCCGCCUCAACGUGAAGCCCAACAUGUGA